Messenger RNA from Aphanomyces astaci, 366 nucleotides. RefSeq lists its product as hypothetical. Gene Ontology annotation, molecular function: actin filament binding. The coding region runs from base 1 to 366 and encodes 121 amino acids. The transcript has a single exon. Gene Ontology annotation, cellular component: cytoplasm; actin cytoskeleton; Arp2/3 protein complex. The record is from RefSeq and is a predicted model, not a curated record. Lineage: Eukaryota; Oomycota; Saprolegniomycetes; Saprolegniales; Verrucalvaceae. Gene Ontology annotation, biological process: regulation of actin filament polymerization; Arp2/3 complex-mediated actin nucleation.
AUGGGCGAGGAAGCGGACGUCCGCUCGCGCGCCAGCCGCGUCCAACAACUGACGAUGCAGAAGAAUCUCGUGGGUGCAGUCAUUGCCUCGUUGGAGAACCCUCCCGUGAACUCGACCUCGGACCACAUCAAGCAGUCCAACGCGCAAACAGUCUUUGCGGCGCUACAGGCAUGCUCCAAGGCUGACGUGGCUACCGUCGUGCAAGCGUUGACCCCGGACCUUGAAGAUGUGCUCAUGAAGUACCUGUAUCGAGGUCUCGCCGUGCCGCAGAACAAUGCGUCGUUGUUGGAAUGGCAUGGUCAUUUGGUGGCCAAAGCAGGCAACGGCUGCAUCGUGCGUGCCCUCACAGACCGGAAACUCGUGUAA